Molecule: messenger RNA, 937 nt
Organism: Sphaeramia orbicularis (orbiculate cardinalfish)
Lineage: Eukaryota; Metazoa; Chordata; Actinopteri; Kurtiformes; Apogonidae
Product: vitellogenin-like
Exons: 8
Coding region: 59-937 (292 amino acids)
Biological process (GO): lipid transport
Molecular function (GO): lipid carrier activity
Source: RefSeq, a predicted model, not a curated record
AUCCUGCUUACAUGUAGUCGCUCGGAGGCAGGCAGACACACAGGGACUGUGGGUUGCUAUGGCUAUAUUCUUAUUAUCGUAUAAUGGUCUGCAGUUUACACUAAUUAUUCUUCUGCUGCAUGUAGGUAAUUGCUUUCAGGCGGACCCAAAUCUCUGUGAUUCAAGUUGUGCUGGCUUUUCUACCCCUGAUUUGUCGUAUCAGAGAGGGGUGAGGUACACUUACAGGUACAGCACAACAGUCACCACAACCCUUCAUGGUUCUAAUGCUGGUAGGAAUGGACUGGCUUUGGACUGUGUGGUUGAUAUUGAUGUGGUUUCCAAGUGUCACCUAAUGAUGCAGAUUAGGAAUCCACAGAUAAAGCGUCUUUCUCCUCAGAAGGAGCACUCUGUUCAGCGCCUAAAAAGUUUAAGGGAGUCACUGGAGAGAACGCGCCUCAAGUUCUCCCUCCAGGGGGGAAAGGUCACGGCCCUGUGUCCUCAGGAGGGGGAGCAGGUGUGGGCCCUUAACAUUAAAAGGGCCCUACUGAGCAUGCUCCAGACCUCCGACAUGGUCUCCAAACUGGAAUUAAAGAAUGAGACAGAUGUGUACGGGACAUGCAGCAGCAGGUAUGAGCGGCGAGGGCCUGUGCUGCUGAAGAUCAGGGAUAUAAAACAGUGCCAACAGAGCAGACUGGCAAACUUCUGGCCUCAUUCAGUGUCUAUGUCUGAUGAUACAUCAUUGCAGUCAGAGCUGCACUGUAUUCAACGCCAUCGAUCGACUGUGAUGGAAGAAGUCAACUGCACUGAAGUCGUUUCCAUAGCAAUCAUCCAGAACAGCCGGACGAGUAAAAACCCAAACCGUGUCUACUCUGAUCCUGCUCAGAGCUCAGCCGUGGACACCACCAGGACCAGAUAUCACAAGAGUUCCUUCAACUGGUGUUCCUGCUCCGAGAUCUGA